Messenger RNA from Exserohilum turcica Et28A, 1335 nucleotides. RefSeq lists its product as uncharacterized. The transcript has 3 exons. The record is from RefSeq and is a predicted model, not a curated record. Lineage: Eukaryota; Fungi; Ascomycota; Dothideomycetes; Pleosporales; Pleosporaceae. Bases 1 to 1134 code for a protein of 377 amino acids. Gene Ontology annotation, cellular component: mitochondrion.
AUGUCGACGACACAGAUACCGCUUCGCACAGCUCGAGUACCAGCGCUGCAGCGCCAAUGCCUCUUCUUCCGCCCCCAGUACCACCACCACCACGCAGCCAGAGCCCACAACCUGCGCCUCGGCCCACCACCCGCCGCCCUCAUCAUACCAGCGACCCGCGCCUUCUCAAGCACGCCGCCACGCCCCAAACGCACAUCACUCGGCAAUGAUCCAUCGCAGGCUCGGGCCGCAGCCGAAGGCCAGGUUGGGCCGUCGCCCAACGUCAACUUUGCAAAGGCGCAGGCCAGUUCGGACGCCAUGAUCGAGGAUAUCGGGCUGCUGCAAAACACCAUUGUCCGCGCGCCAAUUAGCAAGCUCAAGGGCCUGGGCAUGGUGGAUGGCUUAAGAUAUCAUUGGGAUCUGCUCAAGCAUAAGGGAACGGGGCUUUAUGGACGAUACUACUACCGUGCAUGCAUCCAGAAAACCGGUUGGACGCGAUUCUUGCCCGUGGACCUCUUCAACAACAGCGAAUACACAUCGCUGGCGAAAAAAUAUUACGAGCUGAUCUUUUCAAACUUUGCAAAAGGCAACAUCGCCCCCAUCAAGCAAAUCUGCCUCCCACCUCUCGCCAAAAAACUCGAGUCCCGCAUCGCUGCCCGCGGGCCCCUGCAACUCGACUGGCACCUGCACGGCGGCUUCAAAUCCAGCCGCGUCGUCUCGCACCGCGCCGCGCCGCUGGGCGAAGACCAGCCCGACACCGCCUUCCGCCAAGUCGUCGUGCGGCUUGUAUCCGAGCAGUCGCUACGUACAAGCCGGCUCCCAGCCAAGCACAAGCACCGCGCGCUCCGCCGCUUACCCUGGAUCCCCGACGCCGCGCGCCACCACGCCGAGAAGCUGCGCUUGCGCCACGUCAAGCGAGAGGCGGAAGCCGGCGCUGCUGCUGCUGAUGAUGCUGCGGCCAAGCUCCACGCCGAGGACGAGAAACCCGUCUUGCACACCGUCGUCGAUUACCUGGUGCUGCAGAAGAGAGUCGUGCGCGGCAAGGAGGAGGACUGGCGCGUUUGGGGCUUUACCGAGGAAUCCACGCCUGAUGUUAGAGAGAGGGACCAGGAGUAUUGGCGUUUGAUGCUGGAUGCGCAGACGGGGCGUGCGUAGAGUUGGUUGCCGUGUAGUCAAGAGAGGGAGAGGGAGAGGGAGAGAGAGAGAGUGUGUGUGUGUGUGUGAGAGAGAGAGAGAGAGAGAGUGAGAGAAGAAAUGGAAAAUCCUACUUGUAACCAUAGUUUGUAUAUAUCAUCGAGGCGCGAGAGCAUACUAUGUGUUUGACAAUGGCUUCGGUUAGGCUAGUCAUGCAAAGCG